UUUGAUAAAGUGAUCGCUAUAAAUGCUUUCCUGGGUGUUGUCUUGUAUUACGAAUUUCCUGUGUAAAUUACUUGCAGUGAUCUUUUCUGGCUACCAGGCUUAGUUGGUUUACAAAGUUAUUGCUUUCUAUUUAUUACCCUUGCUUAGUCACGUAUAACAUUCUUUUACUGUAUGUGGUAAUUUUCCAGUUCCAACAUUCCUGGACACCGUUGUCAGAUUAUUUUUCUCAGGACAGACCCUCUGAUGCUGGGUCUCUACUCGGACUCUAUUGCUGACUCCGCAGACCUUAAGAACUGAACAAACAUCUAUCUGCUCCUUAAAUUGUCCUUUACGGUGUGGUAAGAUUCAUUCUUCAACAUCCCCUCCCCUUUAAGAGUUAUCUUCUGGCGUCUAUAACCUCUGCUCUGUACUUAGGUACUUAGACAUCUAGCCAGCCACAGAUCAUUCUUUCCUGCUGCAGAACCGAGCGCUGUGCUCUCUGCAGCCCCUCCCCACGAUUAUACCAGUUAUACUUCAUCCGACGUAUCCUGUGAAGGCCUGCUCCUACAUCAUUUCUCCCGUGAAGCCUUCCCUGGCUUCGUAGUUCAGAGCCUGUGAUUCAGUGCAGUGCUCUGAGUUUCUUCUAGGACAGGAACUCCACUCUUACACUUCAGCUAUAAUUAGUCUCUGUCUCAUGCCUCCUAAUAAACCGUGAGCUCAUUCAUUCAUUCAGCCAAUCUCUGAUGCUACUACUCUGGGCACGGUUCCAUCUAGCCAGGAAGACAGGAUACGUUGGGCUAUGAGUCUGACAAACUUAGUCAGGUACAGUGCCUGGUGCAUAGGAGGCAACUAGGAAAUGUUUACAAACGUGGAGGCAGAUGGAAAGAUGGAUGGAAGAGGGAGGGAUCACAAUGUGGAGAGAGUGAACUGGAAGCCACCAGAAACGUGGAGGCUGGUAGAUGGGAGGGCGCACGAACUCUCAGGAUAUAGAGGAUGACAGGGUGAACUGUGCGUAAUUGGAGACUGCAGGGCCGAUGGCAGAAUGUCAUGAGUUCCACCAUAGGGUGGCUCGUGACUUCAACUUCUUUAGAGUUUAUCAAGUCUUCCAAAUUUUUAUGUUACUCCUUAGUUAGAACUGGCCAUUACCAUGGCCAUGAAUGUGAGACAAAGACGUGAAGAGAAGGUACAAUUCCUCCUGCUGUAGGGUCCUCAGAUAUUUCUGUUAAAAAUGUCAGGCCGGUCAAAAGCCAUGACUUCUCUUUAAUCAAAACACGGUGCCCUCCCCACCGCUGGCUGAGGGCCAACCUGUUCUGUAUAAUUUUUAUUUUCCUUUCCUAGGUUUCUCCAAGAUGCUAUGAGGUAAAGUUAAGUUGGUUACAAAUGUGCUGAUUUGGCUUAUUUUCAGAAAGUGCUUUGAGGAGGCAGUGUCCUGCGGGAGGCGAUGGUUUUCUUUAGGGCCUUCCAUCCACAGUGUGAGCCUAGGCUAAACCCACUGCUAGACAUCAGUGUCUGAGAACCAGCCAGAAAGGAAAGGGUUAAGUGAAGCCUGCAUUCCUUCCACCCAGAGAGCUGCCAUUCUAGGGGGCCAGAGGCUAAAUUUAGAGACUGGCUAAGGUUUCUUGUUAACAGCUGUCCCUCAGAGCAGAAGCACACCAGAAAGGAGAAGAAGGCCUGGUGCCUCUCUAGCUGGAGCUUCUGGUCAUUUUCCUGGGGUUCUUGGCCCUUGGUGAGGACACACUAGCCCAAGGCAGACAGAGGCUGACAGACUGUCAUGGCUACCGGCGGAGACACAGAGGAGGAGCAGGUAGUUCCAAACGAGGAGGAGGAGGAAGCCGACGUGAGAGCCGUACAAGCCCGCUACCUCAGGAGUCCCUCCCCAAGCCAGUACUCGGUGGUCUCGGAUGCAGAAACCGAGAGCAUCUUCAUGGAGCCCAUUCAUCUCUCCUCAGCGGUAGCUGCCAAACAGAUCAUCAAUGAAGAACUCAAGCCUCGGGGUCUCAGAACAGACACCGAGUGUCCAGGCAUGCUGGAGUCUGCUGAGCAGCUGCUGGUGGAAGACCUGUACAACCGUGUCCGGGAGAAGAUGGAUGACAAGAGCCUCUUCAACACCCCCUGUGUGAUGGACCUGCAGCGGGCGCUGGUCCAGGACCGGCUAGAGGCCCCUCGGAAUGAGGUGGACGAGGUCUGGCCCAACGUCUUCAUAGCUGAGAAGAGCGUGGCUGUGAACAAGGGGCGGCUCAAGAGGCUGGGAAUCACCCACAUCCUGAACGCAGCGCACGGCACAGGCGUUUACACUGGUUCUGAAUUCUACACUGGCCUGGAGAUCCAGUACCUGGGGGUGGAAGUGGAUGACUUCCCGGAGGUGGACAUCUCCCAGCAUUUCAGAAAGGCAGCUGAGUUCCUUGAUGAAGCCCUGUUGACCUACAGAGGGAAAGUCCUGGUGAGCAGUGAAAUGGGUAUCAGCCGGUCAGCAGUGCUGGUGGUCGCCUACCUGAUGAUCUUCCACAGCAUGGCCAUCCUGGAGGCCUUGAUGACAGUGCGCAGAAAGCGGGCUAUCUACCCCAACGACGGCUUCCUAAAACAGCUGCGGGAGCUCAACGAGAAAUUGAUGGAGGAGAGGGAAGAGGAGGAUGGUGAAGAGGAGUCUGAGGAGGAUGCCGGGAGCACACUGGGUGCUAGAGUAAAUUCCUUGAUGGUGGAAGAAGAAGACGAUGCCACCAGCCAUCUGAGCGGCUCCUCCUUGGGGAAGGCCAGCCAGGUCUCCAAGCCAGUCACCUUCAUUGAUGAAGAAGAGGAAGAAAAGCUGUAUGAGGAGUGGAGGAAGGGGCAGGGCUUCCCCAAGGGAGAGGCUGCUCGGGGUAGAAAGGGGAGCUGUUCUAUGUCCUCGGUACAGGAUGGAGACGACUGUGAGGAUGAGGAUGUAGAAAGGAUAAUCCGGGAGUGGCAGAGCCGGAACGAGAGAUACCAAGCCAAAGGGCGGGAGCAGUGGAAUCGGGAGGAAGAAGAGGAGGAAGAGAACUCCUGUACAGGCAGAAGGCGCAGACACACCCUAAGCGUGAGCAGUGCUUCUGAGAGUGUGAGCAGCCGUGACAUCCGGGUCCUGAAGCAGCAGCUGGAGAGGAACAGCCAAAGCCGCCGCGGAAGACACCGCUCUGAGUCCACGGAGAGCACCUGGGACAUGUGGAAUGAGAGGCUGGUGGAGAUCGAGAAGGAGGCUGCCCGGAAGUACCGCUCCAAGAGCAAGAGGGAGGAGCUGGAUGCGGAUCACUCAGAGGCAGGGAGCAGGGUCCGGGAGGACGAUGAGGAGAGCGUGUUGUCCGAGGCCAGCUCCUUCUACAACUUCUGUAGUAGGAACAAGGACAAGCUCACUGCCCUGGAAAGGUGGAAGGUUAAGAGAAUCCAAUUUGGAUUUCACAAGAAAGACUCAGAGGCGGGAGACGGGGCUAGUGAGCCUGGCACGGAAGAGGCAGAGGGAGAGAAGACCCUUUCUGAUGUCAGCCUGACAGCCUACCAGGCCUGGAAGCUGAAGCAUCAGAAAAAGGUGGGGAGUGAGAACAAGGCGGAGGUGGUUGAGAUGAGCAAAGGAGAGGACACAGCCUUAGCUAAGAAGAGACAGCGAAGACUAGAGUUACUGGAGAGAAGCAGGCAGACGCUGGAGGAGAGCCAGUCGAUGGGAAGCUGGGAGGCAGACAGCUCAGCUGCCAGCAGGAGCAUCCCCCUGUCUGCCUUCUGGUCCGCAGCCCCCUCCAUCAAUGCGGAUGGGGACACGGCGUCAGUACUCAGCACCCAGAGCCACCGUUCCCACCUGUCCCAGCCUGCCAGUAACAUGCCCACCACACCCCUGCCCAACCUGCCAGUGGGGCCUGGAGACACCAUUUCCAUGGCCAGUAUCCAGAACUGGAUUGCCAAUGUCGUCAAUGAAACCCUCGCCCAAAAGCAAAACGAAAUGCUCUUGCUGGCCCGCUCGCCCUCCGUUGCAAGCGCGAAGGCAGCAGCUCCAGCAGCCGGCUGCCUUGGGGAUGACCAACUCUCCGUGCUCAGCACCUCCCUGAGUGGCUGCUUACCGCCACCGAGCCAGGGGAGACUCAGCUCCGACACGCAGUCUGUGCUGUCCUCCACCAGCUCACUGACCUCCAGGGCUGAGGGCGGUGGGAACAGAGUGAGGGGGACCAGCAAGCCCAUCUACAGCCUCUUUGCCGACAACGUGGACCUGAAGGAGCUCGGCCGGAAGGAGAGAGAGAUGCAAAUGGAGCUGCAGGAGAAGAUGUCCGAGUAUAAAAUGGAGAAGUUGGCCUCUGAUAACAAACGUAGCUCUCUCUUCAAGAAGAAGAAAGCCAAGGAUGAUGAAGACAUCAGCAUGGGUGACAGAGACGAAGACACAGACAGUGCCAUCGGAAGCUUCCGGUAUUCCUCCCGCAGCAAUUCCCAGAAGCCUGAGACAGAUGCCUCCUCCUCUCUGGCCAUCUCCGAUCACUAUAGAAAUGGCCGCACCGUGGCCAACGAGAUGGAUAGCAAUAUCAAUACGUGGCUCAGUGGCCUCAGGAUGGACGAAAAAUCUCCUCCUCAAAGUGAUUGGUCUGGAAGCUCCCGGGGGAGGUAUACCAGAUCUUCCAUGCUCCGAGAAACAGAGUCUAAAUCCUGCAGUUACAAGUUCUCCAAAUCUAGGUCACAGGAACAGGACACCUCAUUCCAUGAAGCAGAUGGCAAUACUGUACGAAACACCUCACGGUUUUCAUCUUCCACCACCAAGGAGGGCCGAGAGAUGCACAAGUUCUCCAGGUCCACAUUCAGUGAGACCUCGAGCUCCCGAGAGGAGAGCCCAGAACCCUAUUUCUUCCGCCGGACCCCUGAACCUUCUGAUGGAGAGGGGUCCCCAGAGCCAAGUGGUCCAAACUGGACCAGGCCCAGGGACUGGGAAGAUGUAGAAGAGUCAUCUAAAUCAGACUUUGCUGAGUUUGGCGCCAAGAGGAAAUUCACCCAGAGCUUCAUGAGGUCUGAAGAGGAGGGAGAGAAGGAGAGGACAGAAAACCGAGAGGAAGGGAGGUUUGCAUCUGGGCGUCAGUCCCAGUACCGAAGAAGCACAAACCGGCGAGAGGAAGAAGAAAUGGAUGAUGAAGCCAUCAUUGCUGCUUGGAGAAAGCGGCAAGAAGAAACCAGAACCAAACUGCAGAGGAGGAGGGAGGACUGAGCUGAAGGAGGACUACCUUGGAGACACUGGGAGCACGGCAAGAAGCCACUCAACACAGGGCUUGGGAACCGCUUACCAUGACCUGCCAAGGGUUGUGCAAGUAGACAGACUCUUCCAGAUGUGCAAAACAUCUGCAAGCAUCCAAGUAGAAAGGCCCUGGACAUACAGUAGGGCAGGGAGAGAGAAGAGUCGUCCGUAUGAGUCCCAGAUGCUGGACCAGCUGACACUUUCUGUCACCCAACGCCCUCUUAGCUUUUGUGUUUCCCUUCUGUAUUUGGUAGUGUCCAUCAAAGACUGGAGAAGUGAGUCUACAAAGCCACUGAGAAAGACCUGGCUUGCAGACUGUGGUUCUCUUCAUUGGGGUUUUGCGGUGAGACCCAGGUGAUCUAUUCUCUAGCAGUUCUGGCCUCUCUUUGUCAGUGCUCGGCUGUGAUGGCUUCUUUUCAAUGUCCUGGCAUUAAAU
Molecule: messenger RNA, 5630 nt
Organism: Apodemus sylvaticus (European woodmouse)
Lineage: Eukaryota; Metazoa; Chordata; Mammalia; Rodentia; Muridae
Gene: Styxl2
Product: serine/threonine/tyrosine interacting like 2
Exons: 6
Coding region: 1751-5167 (1138 amino acids)
Biological process (GO): protein dephosphorylation; negative regulation of MAPK cascade
Cellular component (GO): cytoplasm
Molecular function (GO): MAP kinase phosphatase activity; protein tyrosine/serine/threonine phosphatase activity
Source: RefSeq, a predicted model, not a curated record